AUGCCGUCUUCGUCUGUAGCCCUGACGCCGGGCCUUGCGUCUUUCCUCAAAUCGCUCAAUACAAACCCGAUUGAUACAUCUAUUGAGAAUCUGAUCUCAUUGCUAAAACGCCGUCAAAUCCGGCAUUCUCGCUCAUGCGCUACUGCAACCGCCUACUUACUUCUACGAGUGAUCUCAGCAUGUCGCACGUCCGAGCCCGUCAGGCUCAUUGAGCGAGUGCAGAGCGUGGGCAGACGCCUGAUUGCUGCGCAGCCGCGGGAGAUGGUGGUGGGGAACGUUGUGCGACGAGUGCUCGGUCUCAUUCGCGACGAGGCAGAAGAUGAUCGCGAUGCUGAGUUCGCUCUUAGUGAAGCUGGAUCGGAGAGUCAACCCCAGACCCCUCGUGGUUUUGACGACUCAUCACUACCUUUGGACCGAGAUAUGCUGCGACCAGAGGCGGAAAGAGCUGGCUCUCGGCCUCCUCUGACGUCCAUGUUUAGCCUACUUUCCCACCCAGUGGAAGAUAACUCGCCAGCGAGCACACCGGGCACACAAUCGCCGAGGGGCGGCCCUGGACACGGCCCAGGCAAGGAUGUGCGCGCAGAGGUAUUGGAGGGCAUUAACGAAAUCAUUGACGAGUUGGACCAAGUAGACGACCAGAUCUCGUCUUAUGCAUUGGAGCAUAUUCAUUCCAACGAAAUCAUCCUCACGCAUACCUCCUCCACCACCGUGCAGAAGUUCCUGCUCAAGGCCGCGUCCAAGCGCAAGUUCACAGUCAUCCAUGCCGAAUCUUAUCCCAACAAUCACGACGCUACUCACGCCACCAAACCGCUGAUCGCCCUUGGCAUCACCGUCAUCCUCAUCCCGGACUCUGCAGUCUUUGCUCUUAUGUCUCGUGUCAACAAGGUCAUCCUAGGUACUCACUCUGUCCUUGCCAAUGGCGGUCUCGUCGCCGCGGCUGGCACCCGAGUGAUCGCCCGCGCCGCCAAGGUCCAUCAGACCCCUGUCGUGGUUGUCAGCGGUGUCUACAAACUCAGCCCCGUCUAUCCUUUCGACUUCGAUUCGCUCAUUGAGUACGGCGAUCCCAGCAAGGUUCUUCCCUUCGAAGAUGGAGACCUCGUCGACCAAAUCGACGUUCAAAAUCCUCUCUACGACUACGUCCCUGCGGAACUGGUCGAUCUCUACAUCACCAACCUUGGUGGCCAUGCCCCGUCUUAUCUUUACCGCAUUGUGUCUGAUCACUACCGUAAGGAGGAUAUUAGCUUUUAA
Messenger RNA from Penicillium maclennaniae, 1248 nucleotides. Its product is annotated as translation initiation factor eIF2B subunit beta. Lineage: Eukaryota; Fungi; Ascomycota; Eurotiomycetes; Eurotiales; Aspergillaceae. Gene Ontology annotation, molecular function: guanyl-nucleotide exchange factor activity; translation initiation factor activity. Gene Ontology annotation, cellular component: eukaryotic translation initiation factor 2B complex. The transcript has 5 exons. The record is from RefSeq and is a predicted model, not a curated record. Gene Ontology annotation, biological process: translational initiation. Bases 1 to 1248 code for a protein of 415 amino acids.